GGGGGUGGGGAGGGAAGGAGGAGCCUGAGGAGGCGUCUGCUGCAAGUUCCUGGCUGAUUCAGAGCUCACACCAUCCUCCAAGAGGGAGGAGGCUCAAGUGAUGCUGCUGCUGUUGCCGCCUCUACUGCUGGUACUCUAGCGGAGCUGGAAAGGGUGGUUCCUAUCGCACCAUCACCAACCAGAGAGGGAGGGGGAAAAAUCCCGGCAGCCGCUGCUGAUGUUGGGUUCAGAGGCUGCAUCCGACCCGGUCACAAGAAAAAUGGAUUCAGUGUGCGGCUCUCCCUCCUUUCAGCAUCUUCUCCUGGUCUCAGCAUGGGCUUCCAAGGCAGCGUUUGAGAAGACCUUAGCAAGAAACACCACGCAGUAGUGGCUGAAACAUCUCACUCCAGGAAAUGAAACAGUAACAUGGCAGUACCUGUUUGAGAGGAUUAAAACCCAAAAGACUCCAUUUAGAAAGGGACAAUGUCCAAGAAAGGGCGAAAUAAGGGCGAGAAGCCCGAGGCACUCAUUGUCGCCCUGCAAGCUGCCAACGAAGACCUCAGGACCAAACUCACAGACAUUCAGAUAGAACUGCAUCAAGAGAAAUCCAAGGUAUCAAAGCUUGAAAGAGAGAAGACUCAAGAAGCAAAGAGGAUUCGUGAGCUGGAGCAGCGCAAACACACAGUCCUAGUAACAGAGCUUAAAGCCAAGCUCCACGAGGAGAAGAUGAAGGAGCUGCAGGCUGUGAGGGAGAAUCUCAUCAAGCAGCAUGAGCAGGAAAUGUCAAGGACAGUGAAGGUGCGAGAUGGGGAGAUCCAGAGACUCAAGUCUGCUCUGUGUGCUCUCCGGGAUGGCAGCAGUGACAAAGUAAGGACAGCACUCACCAUUGAGGCCCGGGAGGAGGCCCGGAAACAGUUUGAUGCAGAGCGCCUGAAACUCCUGCAGGAAAUUACAGACUUGAAAACUGCCAAGAAGCAGGUGGAUGAGGCUCUGAGCAAUAUGAUCCAAGCGGAUAAAAUUAAGGCUGGGGACCUUAGGAGUGAGCAUCAGUCCCACCAGGAAGCCAUCUCGAAGAUCAAGUGGGAAUCGGAACGGGAUAUCCGGAGGCUGAUGGAUGAAAUCAAAGCCAAGGACAGGAUCAUCUUUUCCCUGGAAAAGGAACUGGAGACUCAGACAGGCUAUGUACAGAAACUCCAGCUGCAGAAGGAGGCUUUGGAUGAGCAGCUCUUUCUUGUCAAGGAAGCAGAGUGUAACAUGAGCAGUCCGAAGAGAGAGAUUCCAGGAAGGGCAGGAGAUGGCUCUGAACACUGCAGCAGCCCGGAUUUGCGAAGAAAUCAAAAGAGAAUAGCUGAAUUGAAUGCCACGAUACGAAAGUUAGAAGACAGGAACACCUUGCUCGGAGAUGAGCGAAACGAGCUGUUAAAACGCGUGCGGGAAACCGAAAAACAAUGCAAACCUCUCCUGGAAAGGAACAAGUGCCUAGCCAAGAGAAACGAUGAACUGAUGGUGUCUUUGCAACGCAUGGAAGAGAAACUAAAAGCAGUAACAAAGGAAAAUUCAGAGAUGAGAGAAAAAAUAACGUCUCACCCACCAUUGAAGAAACUGAAGUCUCUGAAUGACCUUGACCAAGCUAAUGAAGAACAAGAGACGGAGUUCCUAAAACUGCAGGUCAUUGAGCAGCAGAACAUCAUUGAUGAGCUCACAAGGGAUCGAGAAAAACUCAUCCGUAGGAGAAAGCACAGGAGAAGCUCGAAACCAAUCAAGAGGCCUGUUUUAGAUCCAUUCAUUGGCUAUGACGAGGACUCCAUGGACUCAGAAACAUCAUCCAUGACCUCCUUUAGAACAGACCGGACACCUGCUACCCCUGAUGAUGACUUGGAUGAAAGUCUAGCUGCUGAAGAAUCUGAGCUACGAUUUCGACAAUUAACAAAAGAAUACCAAGCUCUCCAAAGAGCAUAUGCCCUCUUGCAGGAACAGACUGGAGGCAUCAUAGAUGCUGAAAGAGAAGCCAAGGCACAAGAGCAGCUCCAGGCAGAGGUGCUGAGGUACAGGGCCAAAAUCGAAGAUCUGGAGGCAACACUGGCUCAGAAAGGGCAGGAUUCACACUGGGUAGAAGAUAAACAACUUUUCAUUAAGAGAAACCAGGAGCUUUUAGAAAAGAUAGAGAAGCAGGAAGCAGAGAAUCACCGGCUACAGCAGGAACUUCAGGAUGCCAGAGACCAGAAUGAGCUGCUGGAGUUUCGCAACCUAGAACUGGAAGAGAGAGAGAGGAGAUCCCCUCCAUUUAAUCUACAAAUUCACCCCUUCUCAGAUGGUGUGAGUGCGCUGCAGAUCUACUGCAUGAAAGAAGGUGUCAAGGAUGUCAACAUCCCUGAUCUCAUAAAGCAGCUUGAUAUCCUAGGUGACAACGGGAACCUAAGGAAUGAAGAACAAGUGGCCAUAAUUCAGGCCAGCACUGUGCUGUCCCUGGCAGAGAAGUGGAUCCAACAAAUUGAAGGAGCAGAGGCUGCCCUGCACCAGAAAAUGAUGGAACUGGAAAGUGAUAUGGAACAAUUCUGCAAAAUCAAAGGCUACCUGGAGGAAGAACUAGACUACAGAAAACAGGCUCUCGACCAGGCAUAUAUGAGAAUCCAGGAACUAGAAGCUACUUUGUACAAUGCUCUGCAGCAAGAAACUGUGAUCAAGUUCGGUGAACUGUUAAGUGACAAGCAGCAAGAAGAGCUGAGGACGGCUGUAGAAAAGUUAAGGCGGCAAAUGCUGAGGAAGAGCCGGGAGUACGACUGCCAGAUCCUCCAGGAGAGGAUGGAGCUCCUACAGCAAGCCCACCAGAGAAUCCGUGACCUAGAAGAUAAAACAGACAUCCAAAAGCGGCAGAUAAAGGACCUAGAAGAAAAGUUUCUGUUUCUAUUCUUGUUCUUCUCUCUUGCCUUCAUUCUAUGGCCUUGAUGUCAAGGUGCCUCUUAAAGAAAAAUCAAGAACUUGGAUCAUAUCCCCAGAAGGCAAAUGCUUUUAAACCUUCAAAGAUGGCAAAAUUGUUUACACCAAUGUAAGGGAAAUCAAAAGCUAAGAAUUACCCUGUAGCCAAGACUAUGUGCUUUAAAGCCAUUAUUCAAGGUUUCUUACUUGACAGUUUAUAAUGACCCUGUUGAAAAAAAUCUACAUUAUAUGCUGCAUUUAAUGAAACUUGUGUAUGUCAAAGCAGAAGAAGAGAACUAUAAACAUAUAUUAUGUGAAGGAAAAUUUCAGCAGUGGAACCAGUUUCAGCAGAUCAAGAGAAGAUGUGUCUUGGGCAUGGAACCAAAGUUACAAAGAAACAUUCAACUCCUGCUGUGCAGGGGGGUCAUUUUAAUGUAACACCACACCCCAUGGAAACACUAUUCCUGAAAAUAAACAUGAUUUUAAAAAAACAAAACAAACAAAAGUAAAAAAAAAAAAAACCAACCCAAGGGUGGGCGGGUAAUGAAGCAGGAGGAAUAAUACCUAUGAGGAACUAUUUACAAUAAAAUGUUUCCUUUG
This is a messenger RNA of Grammomys surdaster, 3495 nucleotides long. RefSeq names its product janus kinase and microtubule interacting protein 2 (gene Jakmip2). Lineage: Eukaryota; Metazoa; Chordata; Mammalia; Rodentia; Muridae. The coding region runs from base 463 to 2925 and encodes 820 amino acids. The transcript has 22 exons. Gene Ontology annotation, molecular function: kinase binding; microtubule binding. The record is from RefSeq and is a predicted model, not a curated record.